Salmo salar (Atlantic salmon) is the source of this 1203-nucleotide messenger RNA. RefSeq names its product glutathione S-transferase theta 1b (gene gstt1b). Gene Ontology annotation, biological process: glutathione metabolic process. Gene Ontology annotation, cellular component: cytoplasm. Gene Ontology annotation, molecular function: glutathione transferase activity. The record is from RefSeq and is a predicted model, not a curated record. NCBI's taxonomy places the organism in Eukaryota, Metazoa, Chordata, Actinopteri, Salmoniformes, Salmonidae.
AUUUUCUAUGCGUUCUGGGAAGUGGGCUUGCACCAGAGUUCCAGUGAGAAGAGUCGGGGAUCCGCCUCACGCUCCAGGGGUGUGGUAUAUAGUUCCUGAAUAGAAGUAGAACGGUUCCAUAAAUUCUAGAAUUUUAGAAAACGUGACCGUGAAGACUAUCUUUUUCUUUGCUUUGUAUUAAAGAUGGCUUUAGAAAUGUAUUUAGACCUUUUCUCACAGCCAUGUCGCUCGGUGUAUAUCUUUGCCAAGAAAAACAACAUUUCUUUUGAUUUUAUGAAGGUUUCACUUUUGGAAGGAGAGCAGUAUGGAGAAGAGUUUGGGAAGAUCAACAUGAUCAGGAAAGCUCCUGCAAUCCGAGAUGGAGACUUCUGCUUGGCUGAAAGCAUUGCCAUCCUGAAGUAUCUGGCAGAAAAGUACCAGACCUCAGACCACUGGUAUCCAGCCGAUCUGCAAAAGCGUGCCCGUGUCAAUGAAUACCUGUCCUGGCAGCACAUGGGCAUACGUAUGCAUGGCUCAAAGAUGUUUUGGCUCAGGCUCUUGAUUCCAAAGAUCAUGGGUGUGGAGGUCCCCAAAGACAAGAUGGAUGGAGCCCUGGAGGACCUAGAAGGCUCUCUGAAACUCAUUGAAGAAAAGUUCAUUGGGGACAAGCCCUUUAUCGCAGGAGAGCAGAUCUCCUUGGCCGACCUGGUGGCCAUUGUUGAGAUCAUGCAGCCUGUCGGUUCCGGCUUGGAUGUGUUUGAGGGGAGACUUAAGCUAAGUGCCUGGCGAGACAGGGUUCAGGCGGAGAUCGGGAAGGAGCUGUUCGAUGAGGCUCACCAGGGGAUUCUUGCAUCCCAGGAAAUGGUCAAGAAUAUGGACAGCAGCAAGAUGCAGGUCUUCAAACCCAAGAUCUUGAGAUUCUUCCUCUGAAUGCUCCAAUGACAGUGCAGAGUAAUUCAAAUUAAGCUGGUCCUCAGAGAAAUAAUCAAACUUGAUCUGUUAUUUAGCCACUAUGCACCAUGUAACAUAACAGUGCAACAUAAUAACAAAAACAGCUACAUUUCCUCUAUGGAAAACAUUUCCUGUUAGUGCCAAUUACAUACAUUAUGUUUUAUUCUAAUGUUCUAAAAAGCUUUCACUGUUUUUGAUUGACUGAACAACGUAUUGAAUUCAGACAACCAGGUUUAACGUUUGCAAACAAUAUAUUAUCUGUUUCAAAGUUGA